Messenger RNA from Engraulis encrasicolus (European anchovy), 3798 nucleotides. It is a transcript of the gene rbm19, whose product is annotated as RNA binding motif protein 19. Bases 175 to 3108 code for a protein of 977 amino acids. The transcript is spliced from 24 exons. Gene Ontology annotation, molecular function: mRNA binding. The record is from RefSeq and is a predicted model, not a curated record. Gene Ontology annotation, cellular component: nucleolus. NCBI's taxonomy places the organism in Eukaryota, Metazoa, Chordata, Actinopteri, Clupeiformes, Engraulidae.
AGUUACCUAGUAGAUCCAGCAGAGGGCAGUAGUUGUAUUACAGAGGAACUGAAAUCAUAAGAAGCCGAGGUGACGUCACAUUAAACAUGGCGGCGAUGUAGAGAUCCCAUGCUUGUUUGUUGACCAUUUAUUUUGAGAAAUUGGAAAGGAUUACUGGUAUCUGUAUUCGCCAAAAUGUCACGACUCAUAGUGAAGAAUCUCCCGAAUGGGAUGAAGGAUGAACGUUUCCGUACGAUGUUCUCCGACUUUGGGACAUUGACCGACUGCGGCUUGAAGUACACUAAAGAGGGGAAGUUUCGCAAAUUUGGUUUCGUGGGUUUCAAGUCCGAAGAAGAUGCAGAAAAGGCUCUGAAGCAUUACAACAAGAGCUUUGUUGACACCUCUCGAGUGACGGUUGAAUUUUGCAAAGCUUUUGGAGAUCCUGACAAGAACCGUCCCUGGAGUAAGCAUGCACGUCAGCCUGCAGUGGAGAAAGCCAAGGAAGAGGAAAAACAGAAAGCCUUUCAAGCAAAAAAGGAAAAGAAAAAGGAGGUGGUCACCACCGUUUUAGGAGAUCUGGAGAAAGAUGACAGCUUCCACGAGUUCCUUUCGCUGCACCAGAACCGAACUCAGCUGCCCACAUGGGCCAACGACGCCAUGGAAAAGCCAGCUGUCAAAGCAGCCGCCACAGCAAAGGAUGCUGGGAAAAAAGACACAGCGGCGAAGAAGAAGACCACAGACGACUAUUUAAACUUUGACUCGGACGAAUCAGAUGAUGAAAUGGACAAUGAGGAGGAGGAGGAGAAAGAGAUGGAAUCAGAGAGUGGAGGUGCGCCCAAGGUGGCUCUCAAAUCAGGCUUGUCUGACAUGGAUUACCUGCGCUCUAUGAUGGUGACUAAGCCUGAAAUCAAGGACGAUGAUGAUGAUGAUGAUGAUGAUGAUGAUGAUGAUGAGGAGGAGGAGGAUGAGGAUGAUGAGGAGGAGGAUGAGGACGAUGCCAAAGACGAGGCUGAAGAAAAGGGGAGUGGUGAUGAAGAGGAUGAGGUGGGACACGCCUCCUCCGCUCGUCAUCAGGACAGUGCCUAUGAGAGCGGAGAGGUGGACACUGACAAGCAAGACACAAGAGCACAGAUCUUUUCUCAAUCCACCACUGAGUUUACAGUCAAGCUUCGUGGAUGUCCUUUCAAUGUCACAGAGAAACAAAUCCGUGAGUUCAUGACCCCUCUGAAGCCGGUGGACAUUCGUAUCGGGAAGAAUGAAGAAGGACGCAAUUCUGGCUACGUAUAUGUGGACCUGCGCUCUGAGGAGGAAGUCGAGCGAGCACUUCGCAUGAACAAAGACUACAUGGGAGGGCGCUAUGUGGAGGUGUUUCAGGUGAAGAGGAGGGACAAGAGGCCCUCGAAGCACGCUUGGCAGGAGAAGAACUUUGAGAGGCAGCUGAAGGACGAUGAGGAAGAGGAGGACGUGUCCGAGUCAGGGAGACUCUUCAUCAGGAACCUCCCGUACACGUGCACAGAGGAGGAGCUGACCGCACUCUUCAAGAAGCACGGCCCCCUAUCUGAGGUGACUUUCCCCAUCGACAGCCUGAGUAAGAAGCCCAAGGGCUUUGCCUUCGUCUCCUAUAUGAUCCCGGAGAACGCUGUGGCCGCCUUGGCCAAGCUGGAUGGACACAUCUUCCAAGGCCGCAUGUUGCACCUCCUCCCGUCGCGGUUGAAGAAGGAGAAGGCUGAGGAGGGCCCCAGUGCUGCCGGCUCCUCCUCUUACAAGCGCCAGAAGGACGCCAAGGACAAGGCGGCCAGCGGCAGCACUCAUAACUGGAACACUCUCUUCCUGGGCACGAGUGCGGUGGCAGAUGCCAUCGCCGAGAAGUACAACACAACCAAGAGCCAAGUGCUGGAUCAUGAGUCAUCAGGCAGUCUUGCUGUGCGCAUGGCCUUGGGGGAGACCCAGAUAGUGCAGGAGACACGGCAGUUCCUGCUGGACAACGGCGUCAGCCUGGAUGCCUUCAGCCAGGCGUCCGGUGAGCGCAGUAAGAGUGUGAUCCUGGUGAAGAAUCUCCCGUCGGGGGUGCAGGCGUCGGAGCUGGAGGCGCUCUUCUCCCCGUUCGGCUCGCUGGGACGCGUGCUGCUGCCCCCUGCUGGACUCACCGCCGUCGUCGAGUUCAUGGAGCCCACCGAGGCCAAACGCGCCUUCACCAGGCUCGCCUACAGCAAGUUCCAGCAUGUCCCGCUGUACCUAGAGUGGGCCCCCACCGCCGUAUUCACCAGCCCCGCUCAGGCCAGACGCAAGAAAACAGCAGAUGUGCCGUCCCCAGCCAAAUCCUCCACACCUGCACCGAGUGCAGAGAAGAAGCCUGAAUCGGGCACGGAGGAGAAGAAAGAGGAGGAGGAGGAGGAAGAGGAGGAGGAGGAGGAGGAGGAGGAAGAAGAAAGCGCCCCAGGUGCGACACUCUUCAUAAAGAACCUCAACUUCAGCACGACGGAAGAGAUGCUACAGCAGACGUUCUCCAAAUGUGGAGAGAUAAAAAGCUGCACCAUCUCCAAGAAGAGAGACAAGACCGGUAAAUUGCUAUCGAUGGGCUAUGGCUUUGUGGAGUAUCGUAAGCCGGAGGCAGCUCAGAAGGCCAUGAGACAACUGCAGCACUGCACAGUAGAGGAGCACAAGCUGGAGCUGAAGCUGUCUGAGCGCGCCACCAAAUCAUCGGGUGCAGUGAGCUCGCGGAAGAAGCAGACGGCCAAGAAGCAGACCACGUCCAAGAUCCUGGUGCGCAACAUCCCCUUCCAGGCCACCAAUAAGGAGCUGCGAGAACUCUUCUGUACGUUUGGGGAGCUGAAGACGUUGCGUCUGCCCAAGAAGGCCAGUGGCACCGGCUCCCACCGUGGCUUUGGCUUCGUGGACUUCAUCACUAAACAGGACGCCAAAAAAGCGUUCAGGGCUCUGUGCCACAGUACCCAUCUGUACGGGAGGCGUCUGGUUCUGGAGUGGGCCGACACUGAGGAGACUGUGGACUCCCUACGCAGGAAGACGGCUCAGCACUUCCAUGACGCCCCAAAGAAGAGGAAACAGUCUCAGGUGAUGGAGGGCAUUAUGGAGCAGAUGGAAGUGGGGGCAGAGGACGAGGACGAGUGAGGGAGGGAGGAGAGGAAAAGAGAGAGAGAGAGGGAGCGAGGGAGCGAGUGACUGAGUGGAAAAGUGAUGGAGGGAGGGAAAGAAAGAAAGAAAGAGAGGGAGAGAGCUGGUAAUGGGACUUCUGGGGACAGGACAGUCCACACUGACCACAAAAAGGGACUCCUCCUGUUGGACCACACUUGGUGAUUUGAGCAGGUGGCCAUGUUUGCCUCCCUGUCUUCACCAGGGCUCAUUUUCCUCCCUCUGUUCACCUGUGGCCUCACUUUUCAACUGCAAUGUGAUGUCACUGGGAACAAUGAAGGCUACUGUACUGAGAUGGCCUCCGAGUCUAAGUCUGGCUACACACAUGCUUCAAUAAAGUGUCAGUCGUGUUUGAAGAGUACUGAGCGGGACUAAGGAGUGAGCUUUUGAGAACAUAAUCUGAGUAUCUGAGGACAUAACGGCAGACUAAUGAUACAGAAUAAUGAGACGAUCAUGAACUUUUAAGUAGCUGCCCCAUUUGUCCCCUCCAACACAAAUCUCUGGCAAUUCACACCAUGAAUAUUUCAUGUGAUGAGACUUUUGGUUGUUCUUGUAAAAAAAAUAUUGUAUUAUGUUUUAUGUAAACUAAAUAAGUGGCUUGUAUCAGAUUUGGGGGGGUUCUGUAGAUUGAUACCUUUGUGAAUUAAAUAUGUUUUAAUAACUUUUUAA